CAAACGUUAAACGACAGCCCCAAAAUCCAAUGACUCUGAACUUUGACGUCCUUCCUUCCAGAUAGCUGACGUGACUUACGUGGGCCAUACAAUGCAGACUUAAAAGAUAUUUUCCUUGAUCUUAGGUUAGAUAUUUAUCACCGUUAGAUUAGAGUCUGUUUCCAACUUAAUUCAUUUUGUUGCCGUCCGAUUAAGGGGACUUUCGUUUACGAUAUAUUUUUUUUAUAAAAAUAUCAGGUAGUAGAUCGAUGUAGAUUUUAGCAGAAGAGAGAUAGCCUUUCGAUUUCUCUGCUUUGCUUUGCUUUCCUUUCGUCGCUGAGUUCAGAGUAAAAAAAAUAAAAAUUAAUACACUAAUACUUGGUGGUAAUAGGUUUUAGUUGGUGAAGAAAAAAAGCAUGGGUAAGGUUGUGGUGAGUAGCGAGGAAGUGGAGGAGGUGAAAACUGAGAGUGAAAGUGAGAACGAAAAUGGGGAGUUCCAUGGGAAUAAGGGGAGGAAGAAGAAUAAGCCAGGGAGUUCUGCCUCUGGGGAAGUGGUGAAAUGGGAAAGGUUUUUGCCCAGGAUGUCUUUGAGGGUUUUGUUGGUCGAAGCUGAUGAUUCAACCAGGCAGAUUAUAGCUGCUCUUCUCAGGAAAUGCAGUUACAGAGUUUCUGCUGUUCCUGAUGGCUUGGAGGCAUGGGAGAUGCUGAAAGGAAAACCCCAAAACAUAGAUCUCAUUUUGACAGAAGUAGAUUUGCCAUCCAUAUCAGGAUUCGCUCUUCUUACACUAAUCAUGGAGCAUGAGAUUUGUAAAAGCAUUCCUGUUAUAAUGAUGUCCUCACAAGAUUCAAUUAGCACAGUAUACAAAUGCAUGUUGAGAGGGGCUGUCGACUACCUGGUUAAGCCAAUAAGGAGAAAUGAGCUGAGAAAUUUAUGGCAGCAUGUAUGGAGAAGACAAUCAUCAACGGUUAGUGGAAACUCCCCCCAGGAUGAGAGUGUUGCACAGAAAAAGGUUGAAGCUACCUCUGAAAAUAAUGCUGCAAGUAAUAAUCCCAGUGGUUUCUUGGUUGGUGUCCAAAGAAAUAAGGAACGAACUGAGAAAGGGAGUGAUGCUCAGAGCUCUUGUACAAAGCCAGACAUGGAAGCUGAGAGUGCCCACAUGGAAAAUAUGCAGGAAUUUUCACACUUGAUAAAGGGAAAAUCUCUACCAAGUGAAUUGCAGAAGCACAAAACUCAUGCCAAUUUCAAUAAGAAACUACUCAUGCAUGAGAUGGCAACUGGGGUCUUCGAUGCAUCCAAGGAUGCCUACACAACAGCUGCGUGCAUGGGUGUUGAACAGGAAAGCCAGAUGAGGGAUACUAAUAUCCCAGUUGAGGCUGGUGAUGUUCUUGUUGAUUCACUAAGGGAGGCUAUUGACUUCAUGGGAACAUUUAAUAGAAAUUGCAAUCCUUCAAAAAAUAGCACAAGCAAGUUUGAUUUUUCUCCUCACUUGGAUCUUUCCUUGAGAAGAUGUAAUCCUAAUGUUUUUGAGAAUCAUGUUACUCAAGAAAGGCCUACUCUCUGGCAUCCUAAUUCAUCAGCCUUUACAAGGUACACUAGCAGACCAUCACAGCCCCUGCAUUCAACAUUGACAUGUGUCAGUGAUCAAAAGAAAGAGUCCAUGACUAAUUCUGAGAAGAUGCUGUCCAAUAUUAUUUCUGAAUAUAACUCGGAUACUCCCAGUCCCACACUAACUUCUCAAAGAAACAUGAUCCCUUUGACGACUGGAGCUACUGGUCAAUUGAAGCAAACUGAAGUAGCAGUAUCAUGCAUGCAACAGAGAGUAUUUCCUGUCCCAGUACCAGUGAAGGGUAUAAGAUUGAAUAACCUGAGUGAUGGCCAUAAUUCUGUAAUUCCUCCAAUCUUUUGUGUGCAGUCAAGUUCAUUCCCAAUGCCAAGUCCAAGCUCAGCCAACCAACAGGAACCUGCCUUUAGUGUGAAUCCUUUUCGUCAUUCCAGUUUUGAAACUAACUCCUCCAGACAGUUGUAUGACCAACUUGCCUCCAAUACAAACCAGGCCAACCAACCUUUGCACAAGCUGGAACAAAAGUUGGAUUCUGUUGAGAAUAGACAUAUUUCUCCUACCACUGAUCAGAGUGCAAGCAGUAGUUUCUGUAAUGGCCCCUUAAGUCAGCUUAAUGGUAUUGUAUAUGGAAGCACUGGUGCAAGCAAUGGCAAUGUUGAUCAGGUUGCUAUUGUCCGAGCUCCUACAGAGAGCAAGAAUGAUGACAGUUUUCCCAGUCCUGGUGGAAAUUCACACCGUUCUAUCCAAAGAGAAGCAGCUCUAACCAAGUUUCGCUUGAAGAGGAAGGAUAGAUGCUAUGGAAAAAAGGUCCGGUAUGAGAGCAGAAAGAAACUUGCAGAGAAGCGCCCAAGAGUAAAAGGUCAGUUUGUUCGUCAGGUGCAGGCUGAUCCUAUGCAUACAGAAGCCGAGUGUCAUUAUGGCAAUUCAUCUGAUGGCUAGUUACAACUUUGUAAACUAAGGAGAGCAAAGGUUCAAAUUUGCUUGGAUCUUUAGAAAUGAUAUCACUGCUAUUGCAGCCUUUUGUUUUGUGAAGCGCGAAGAAACAAAUAGAGGGCAGAAUUCUAAAAAUGCUUUUGCACAUAUCCGUAUCACAUUAUGAUUGUUGACACAGGUUGCCAUGUGCUUAUUGUAAAAUAAGAUUUGGAUCUUUGAGUUAAGAGUUUUCAUCCCUGUUUUUCACCGGGGUUGCCUGAGUCAUUUUUUAUUGGUUACCUCGUAGAUUUGUUCAUUCAACAAUGCUAAGUUGCAAUUACCAUACAAACGUAGUGUAAGUACAAAUCUAGUGUAAUCUCAUUUUCUUAUCAUCAGCUGGAAUACAAUAGACAAGUUCACCUCAAUCUUGAUUUUCGAAAAUCA
Messenger RNA from Durio zibethinus, 2897 nucleotides. RefSeq names its product two-component response regulator-like APRR5. Gene Ontology annotation, molecular function: protein binding. The record is from RefSeq and is a predicted model, not a curated record. Gene Ontology annotation, biological process: phosphorelay signal transduction system; cytokinin-activated signaling pathway. Lineage: Eukaryota; Viridiplantae; Streptophyta; Magnoliopsida; Malvales; Malvaceae.